GUGUGUGUAAGUAGGUUAGCGGCGGCUGGCUGGGUGAAAAGUCUUGGCCCAGGGAGCUGGAGAAGGAGAAAGAAAGCUCGAGACAGCCUCAACCCGGACAGCAAGAUGGACGUUUUGAAAUCGGAGAUCCUCCGGAAGCGGCAGCUGGUGGAGGACAGGAACCUGUUGGUGGAAAAUAAAAAAUAUUUCAAGCGUAGUGAACUUGCAAAAAAAGAAGAGGAAGCAUAUUUUGAAAGAUGUGGCUACAAGCCUAUAAAUGAGAAGCCAUCUGGAGAGAUACAGCCAAAAGAUGAGGACCAGAAACCAUUAACUUCAUCGAAUCCAGUAUUAGAACUUGAACUGGCAGAGGAAAAAUUACCCAUGACUCUUUCUAGACAAGAGGUUAUCAGAAGAUUGAGAGAAAGAGGAGAACCAAUCAGACUAUUUGGAGAAACAGAUUAUGAUGCUUUUCAACGUUUAAGAAAAAUAGAGAUCCUCACACCGGAAGUUAACAAGGGAUUGAGGAAUGAUCUGAAAGCAGCUUUGGAUAAGAUUGAUCAGCAGUACCUCAAUGAACUUGUGGGUGGCCAAGAGCCUGGAGAAGAAGACACCCAGAAUGAUUUGAAAGUUCACGAAGAGAACACCACAAUUGAAGAAUUAGAGGCUCUGGGAGAGUCUUUAGGAAAAGGUGAUGAUCAUAAAGACAUGGACAUCAUUACCAAAUUCCUUAAGUUUCUUCUUGGUGUUUGGGCUAAAGAGCUGAAUGCCAGAGAGGAUUAUGUGAAGCGCAGUGUGCAGGGUAAACUGAACAGUGCUACUCAGAAACAGACUGAGUCCUAUCUCAGACCCCUUUUCAGGAAGCUACGGAAGAGGAAUCUUCCUGCUGAUAUUAAAGAAUCCAUAACAGAUAUUAUUAAAUUCAUGCUGCAGAGGGAAUACGUGAAGGCUAAUGAUGCCUAUCUUCAGAUGGCCAUUGGAAACGCCCCUUGGCCCAUUGGUGUUACUAUGGUUGGCAUCCACGCCAGAACUGGCAGGGAAAAGAUUUUUUCCAAGCACGUUGCACAUGUUUUAAAUGAUGAGACACAGCGGAAAUAUAUUCAGGGACUGAAGAGGUUAAUGACCAUUUGCCAGAAGCACUUUCCUACAGAUCCAUCAAAAUGUGUGGAGUACAAUGCACUAUGAGAUCUGUGUGCGGUGUGUAAAUAUCAAGAGAAGCUUAAGGAAGCCUGUCAUGGACUUCUGGAAUUACCACCAGUUGCAAUGAGGGAAGAAGAAAAAAGGAGUUUGUGGUCUCUGAGUUCUACCUAAUGCAGCUCUUGGUUUUAAGAACCUGUGUUGACUCUCAUGUCACAUCUGACUGCAGAGUGAUAUUUGUGUCUUACUUUUAAGUAGUCAAAAAAUUAAGUACUAAAGACUUUCCCCAGUAAUUUAAAUGUGUAAAUUUAAAACAGUCACAGGACACGGUUUAAAAUAACUUUUGCCCUCUAGACUUAAAAGUUGAAAUGAGAUUAAAGAGGAACAUUUGAGGAUGGACUUAAUGAUUUCUAUAAAAUAUGGUAAUUUU
Molecule: messenger RNA, 1543 nt
Organism: Budorcas taxicolor (takin)
Lineage: Eukaryota; Metazoa; Chordata; Mammalia; Artiodactyla; Bovidae
Gene: PRPF18
Product: pre-mRNA processing factor 18
Exons: 11
Coding region: 106-1161 (351 amino acids)
Biological process (GO): RNA splicing; generation of catalytic spliceosome for second transesterification step
Cellular component (GO): U2-type post-spliceosomal complex; U4/U6 x U5 tri-snRNP complex; U5 snRNP
Source: RefSeq, a predicted model, not a curated record